This is a messenger RNA of Sorex fumeus (smoky shrew), 3025 nucleotides long. RefSeq names its product aarF domain containing kinase 1 (gene ADCK1). Gene Ontology annotation, molecular function: ATP binding; protein kinase activity. Gene Ontology annotation, cellular component: mitochondrial inner membrane. The transcript has 11 exons. The record is from RefSeq and is a predicted model, not a curated record. Lineage: Eukaryota; Metazoa; Chordata; Mammalia; Eulipotyphla; Soricidae. The coding region runs from base 127 to 1698 and encodes 523 amino acids. Gene Ontology annotation, biological process: lipid homeostasis; mitochondrion organization; protein phosphorylation.
GCCGGGCUGGACUACAAGUCCCGGCAGCCCCCGCGGCGCCCGGCCCCGCCCCGGCCUCACGGGUGGCGACGAGCCGAGUUCCCGGCGAAUCCCCGGCUGCCCGGCCGGCCUCGGGGGGCUGGGGACAUGGCCAGAAGGGCCGUCAAGCUCGCUUCAUGGACCGGCGUGGCUCUUGCCACCUCUGGCUUCUACUACUACGGCAACAAAUACUUGGACCCUAACGACUUUGGCGCUGUCAGGGUGGGCAGGGCCGUGGCCACGACAGCUGUCAUCAGUUACGACUACCUUACCUCCCUGAGGAGCGUCCCCUAUGGCUCUGAGGAGUACGAGCAGCUGCGAUCCCAGGUGCACCUGCGCUCUGCCCGGCGCCUGCGCGAGCUCUGCUGUGCCAACCGGGGCACCUUCAUCAAGGUGGGCCAGCACCUGGGCUCCCUGGACUACCUGCUGCCCGAGGAGUACACCAGCACGCUGCGGGUGCUGCACAGCCAGGCCCCGCAGAGCAGCCUGCGCGAGGUCUGCCAGGUCAUCCGCGAGGAGCUGGGCAAAGAGAUCCACGAUUUGUUCGUGAGCUUCGAUGACACCCCGCUGGGGGCGGCCUCGCUGGCACAGGUCCACAAGGCGGUGAUGCAUGAUGGGCGGACGGUGGCCGUGAAAGUGCAGCACCCGAAGGUGCAGACGCAGAGCCUGACGGACAUCCUGUUGAUGGAGAUGCUCGUCCUGGCUGUGAAGAAGCUAUUCCCCGACUUUGAGUUCAUGUGGCUGGUGGACGAAGCUAAGAAGAACCUGCCUUUGGAGCUGGACUUCCUCAACGAAGGGAGGAAUGCAGAGAAAGUGGCCCAGAUGCUCAAGCACUUCGACUUCUUGAAGGUGCCCCGGAUCUACUGGGAGCUGUCCACCAAGCGGGUACUGCUGAUGGAGUUUGUGGAUGGCGGGCAGGUCAACGACCGGGACUACAUGGAGAGGAACAAGAUCGACGUCAACGAGAUCUCACGGCACCUGGGCAGGAUCUACAGCGAGAUGAUCUUCGUCAACGGCUUUGUGCACUGCGACCCCCACCCGGGCAACGUGCUGGUGCGGAAGUGCCCCGACACGGGGAAGGCCGAAGUGGUCCUGCUGGACCACGGACUCUACCAGGUGCUCUCCGAGGAGUUCCGCCUCGAUUACUGCCACCUAUGGCAGGCGCUCAUCUGGAGGGACAUGAAGGGGGUGAAGGAGUACAGCCAGCGCCUGGGCGCCGGUGACCUCUACCCGCUCUUCGCCUGCAUGCUGACGGCCCGCUCCUGGCACUCGGUCAAGAGGGGCAUCGGCCAAGCUCCGGUCACUGCCUCGGAGGACUUGGAGAUCCGCAGCCACGCGGCCAACUACCUCCCCCAGAUCAGCCAGCUGCUCAACCACGUGCCACGCCAGAUGCUGCUCAUCUUCAAGACCAACGACUUGCUGCGUGGCAUUGAGGCCUCUCUGGGCACCCGUGCCAGUGCCAGCUCCUUCCUGAACAUGUCGCGCUGCUGCGUGAGGGCGUUGACCAGACACAGGAUGAAGACUGCCCGUUCCCUCCUCAGGCGGGCCCAGAUCUCCCUCAGCGAGGCCUUCCACCUGUGGCAGAUCAGCCUCCACGAACUCGUCCUGCAUGUGAAGGGGCUGAGGCUGGCCAGCUGCCUCCGGGCUCUGCUUUCCUGGCUACGUCCUGCACCCCACUGAGUGGGCUUGCUGGCCCCCGGAUUCUUUCCUCGCCUCACUCCUGCGUCCCCAACUCUCCCCCGGUGACCUGGAGGCCUGGGGCCAGGUGGUGCUCUGAAGCUGCACCCCCAAGACUCCCCUCCCACAGGACAGCUGGGGUCUCACCCCACCAGUCUUCCCAAGCCCUUGGUUUCUCCCCUCACUGGGGGAGAAGGCGAGAUGGGUUUGCUCACUCCCAGGUGUGCCUUUGGGCUGGGUGACCCCCCCCCCCCCCAGCACCAAGAACCAUCCACAAGCCCCUUUGUAGGUACUUUGGAAGGAUCAAAAGUUUGGUUCUCUUGCGGGGGAGCAUGGUGUAACUUUCACUGAUGACCUGCGCCUCCACUUGCUCUGUCCCUCCCUGGCAGUGUCCCUCCCUCACCACCCGCAGGGCUGAUUUGGCAACAGGGGCAGCAGCUGCGCCAUCACUGCAAUCACGGUGACCCCAUUGAUGUUACUUGUUCUGUGUUUUAAUGGAAACUCCUUCUGGGUCGCCGAGCAGAGCUUGGUUGGUGGAAUUUUUGUUCUUGGCAGGAGCCUUCCUUUGGCUACUAGCUGCAAAGGGACCUGAUUGCCGUUUGCCACUGUCAUCUGCCUGACUUCUUGUGCCCUAAACCUCGCCCCUUUCCACGGGGCAGCCGCUUCCUGCUUCCAAAGGCUCCGACCUGGGUUGGAGGAGUCAGGGAGCCCGAGACCAGGAAUUCAGUGAUGCGGCGCCAAAGACCCUGAGCGCUAACGCCCGGUGCUCAUCUUGGGAAUGAUCUGGCACCCGCCUUGUUCUACUCCUUGCUCCCAGGGUUAGCUGGUGACCCCAACCCAGGAGACUGUGGUUGUUGUUGGUUCAGGGAUCUGAGUCUGGCUUCUUACUGACUGUCCUUCCCCUGCCCACACCGCCCCUUUCCACUUCGUCAUCUGCUCCUGACUCGGGACACUCCUGUGCCCGUGCCCUCUCCAGGUCCCCCACACCCUAGAUUUGGCAGGUUCCGGCACUCGCCUUGUGCUCGCAGGCAGUCAUUAUAUUUGAGUCUCUCUGAUCUUCCUGUGUCCCCCCUCCGCACUCCUCCCUCCCCUCCCCCCCCCACACCUGUUCCUAACACAGGAGGCAGAUUUCCCACUGCCCAGAGAUGAUUUGCACUUCCGUUAUUUCCUGAAAGAAUUCUUGGUUCUUAGUGACCAGUCAGAGGCACCCGGGGACCCGAGAGAGUGAUUUUCAAGAUCUGUUAUUAAUCAUGAAAAUGCCUGCUGCAUAUUCUAUUUUAUGGUGUCUUUUAUAGCCAACAGAGUAAAUAUAAAUGUCCUUUUGGUUCAA